Molecule: messenger RNA, 806 nt
Organism: Gilbertella persicaria
Lineage: Eukaryota; Fungi; Mucoromycota; Mucoromycetes; Mucorales; Choanephoraceae
Product: pinin/SDK/memA/ protein conserved region-domain-containing protein
Exons: 3
Coding region: 13-597 (194 amino acids)
Cellular component (GO): catalytic step 2 spliceosome
Source: RefSeq, a predicted model, not a curated record
AUUUUGUUCAUCAUGGUCCAGUCAAGUAUUGUAGUGCAUACGUCUCAAAAGAGACCUGUGGAGAAUCCUGAUAUAGAUACUUCUGAAGAGGUCAAAAGACCUCGUUUAUUAGAUCAAGAUGAAAAGGGAAAAACACGCAACAAGCGUCUCUUUGGUGCUUUGAUCGGCACACUAAACAAAUUUAAAGACGAAACAGAGAAAGAUAGUCAUGUCAAUCAGAACAGACAAGCUAUCAACAACAAACUACACGAAAAACUCGAACAAGAACGAAAAGAACUUCAAGAGAAAUUAAAAGCACGUAAAGAAGAGAAACUUAGGUUGGCAGAACAAAAACUUGAAAAAGAGAAACGACUAUUACAAGAAAAAAGGGAACUAUCAGAUCUUCUUCAGAAUGAAAAAUUGGCUCAUUUCUUAAAGACAUCCACACAACCUGUUUUGUAUUAUUUGCCACAGAAGUUGACAAAAGAUAUGGAUCAGACGAUUCAAUCACAGAAACAGACAGUAUUGGAAGAAAGAAUUCGUUUUGAGAAGCGAGAUCAACAACAAGAUGGAAAACGAAGCCAUCAAAAUGAAUCCAAUAAAGAAGAAAAAGAAUAGAAAUCAGAGCUUUAUUUUUGAUAUAUAUAUACAGUGUUUCCAAGAAGUAAUGUCGCAAACGUUGAAAAACUAUAGUGCAAAAUAUAUAAAAUGCGACAUCUUGGUGCGACAACAAUUUCUGGAAAUGUAUAUAUAUAUAUAUAUAUAAAAAACGAUAUUUCCAUCAAGGAAACAAGGGUAUUAAUCCUCUUGGCUUGACUCUAACAAGA